Molecule: messenger RNA, 3938 nt
Organism: Salvelinus namaycush (lake trout)
Lineage: Eukaryota; Metazoa; Chordata; Actinopteri; Salmoniformes; Salmonidae
Product: potassium voltage-gated channel subfamily KQT member 2-like
Exons: 17
Coding region: 1-2757 (918 amino acids)
Biological process (GO): transmembrane transport; potassium ion transport
Cellular component (GO): membrane
Molecular function (GO): voltage-gated potassium channel activity
Source: RefSeq, a predicted model, not a curated record
AUGGUGCAGAAAAAUGUUAACGGCGGGGUUUACCCAACUCAAGCCGGAGAGAAGAAGCACAAAGUCGGCUUUGUCGGAUUGGACCCCGGGGCUCCCGAAUCUAGCAGGGACGGGGCGCAGCUGAUUGCGGGCUCGGAAAGCACAAAGCGGACCAGUAUCCUAUGCAGACGGAGGUCCAGUGCCAUAAGAGGUGGGAGAACGCCGAAGAAAAACCCCAGCUAUAGGAAACUACAGAAUUUUCUAUAUAAUGCACUUGAAAGACCGCGGGGAUGGGCGUUUAUUUACCACGCUUAUGUCUUCCUGUUGGUGUUUUCCUGUCUCAUCCUCUCUGUUUUUGCUACCAUCAACGAGUUCAAGAACAGCUCUGAGACUGCCUUGUACAUUUUGGAAAUAGUGACCAUCGUGGUGUUUGGAGUUGAGUACAUCGUGAGGAUAUGGGCCGCGGGCUGCUGCUGUCGCUACAGAGGAUGGAGGGGAAGGCUGAAAUUCGCCCGCAAGCCUUUCUGUGUUAUCGACAUCAUGGUCUUGAUAGCAUCUGUGUCGGUGCUGGCUGCUGGCUCCCAGGGAAAUGUCUUCGCCACCUCUGCCAUCCGCAGUCUCCGCUUCUUGCAGAUCCUCCGCAUGCUGCGGAUGGACCGGCGCGGGGGCACCUGGAAACUUCUAGGAUCCGUGGUCUAUGCCCACAGCAAGGAACUUAUCACUGCUUGGUACAUAGGCUUUCUCUGUCUCAUCCUGGCUAGUUUCCUGGUGUACUCGGUCGAGAAAGAUGACAACGACAUGUUUGAGACCUAUGCUGAUGCCCUGUGGUGGGGGCUGAUCACCCUGACUACCAUAGGCUAUGGGGAUAAGUUCCCAAAGACCUGGAAUGGACGUCUGCUGGCUGCAAUGUUCAGUAUGAUAGGAGUGGCUUUCUUUGCGCUCCCAGCUGGUAUCCUGGGGUCUGGUUUUGCUCUGAAGGUCCAGGAGCAGCACAGACAGAAGCAUUUUGAGAAGCGACGCCAACCUGCUGCUGGUCUGAUACAGAAUGCUUGGCGAUUUUAUGCUACGAAUCUUGCUCGGACUGAUCUGCUGUCGACGUGGGAUUUUUAUGAGGAGAACGUUUCUCUCCCAAUGUACAGCAGCAUAAUGAAAACCGUCUCAUCUUCUCUCUCCAGACUUAUACCCCCCCUCAAUCAACUGGACCUCCUGAGGAAUCUGAAGGCCAAAUCCUUCAGCAGGAAGGACUCUCAGACAGAAGCCUCCCCCAGCCGGAAGCCUAGCCUAAAGGACAAGGUGUAUCCUAGUCCUUCCAAGAUGGCUGGGGCCACAGGGAGGUCCCAGUCCCCUGGGCCUGAAGACGGGGCAGAGGGAGGGCCGAGCUGGAGCUUUGCUGACCGGGCCCAAGGGGCCAUGCAUGCUUUCCGUGCCAGGGGCAGCACCUCGCGCCAAAACUCAGAGGAGGCUUGCCUCCCCGGGGAGGACGUUGGGGAUGAUAAGAACUGCCACUGUGAAUUCCUUCAAGAUUUAUCUCCUGGGUUGAAGGUCACAAUUAGGGCAAUAAUCAUCAUGAGGUUUCUGGUGUCAAAGAGGAGGUUUAAGGAGAGCCUACGGCCAUACGACGUGAUGGAUGUGAUAGAGCAGUACUCCGCAGGCCACUUGGACAUGCUGAGUCGGAUUAAGCAACUACAGUCCAGGGUAGAUAUGAUUGUGUGGCCUCCUGGCCCAACUACUCCUCGCCGUAAGAGGUCUACAGAAGGUCCUAGGUUAUCAAUAGCUUUAUCCUCGAUAUCGCUUUCUCUAAAUGCCAGAGUGGACCAGAUUGUUGGUAAAGGUCCUCCAGAUAAAGGUGCCAAAGGUGGCGGUGACGGGGAGAAAGAGGAGGAGGACCCCAGCAUGAUGGGACGUAUGAUGAAAGUGGAGAAACGGGUGGGCUCCAUGGACAGAAAGCUGGAUUUCCUGGUCAACGUGUACGUACAGCGCAUGGGCAUCCCGCGCUCUGAGACAGAGGCCUAUUUCAACUCCAAGGAAGCCUACCCGGCACCCCCUUACAUUAGCCCCAAGGAUAGCAAGGAGGAGAAGCAGGAGAAGGAAAAGAAGGUGAAAGAGGAGGAGAAGAAGGAGAAGAGCUGCUCCGCUGCCGAGGUCCUCCGCUCCGUGGAGAGGAAGAAGUGCUCCCCGGAGCCCAGGUCUUUGGGCACGCCCUCCGGCAGCCGCAGCCGCCCCUGCACCUCCUGGGAGCACCAGCUGCAGCACCCUCUCAGCCAGCCCGCCUGGAACAGCAGUGUGGCCAACACCCCCUCACCUGUAGGGGGGGGCAGCGGAGAGCACUCCCCCUCUCUGUUCCGCCUGCCACCCCCUCCCCCGCCCAUCCACGAGCGCUCAUCUUCCGGGGCAGGAGGGAGCAGUAUCCGGGAGGGCACCUCCCAGGGCAGGAAGCGCAACAGGAGGCAGAGGCGUCAGCCAGACGUGGCCCCGCUGCCCACCGCAGAGAGUGACACGUCCUUGUCCAUCCCAUCAGUGGACCACGAGGAGCUGGAGCGCUCCUUCAGUGGGUUCAGCAUCUCCCAGGCCAAGGAGGACUUCUUUGGGACAUCGUUCUUCAAUGGGGUGGCGGCAGAAACAGGGGCAUCUCUCUGCGCCAGGGUUAGACCCUUCAUUGCUGAGGGUGAAUCAGACACAGACUCUGACCUGUACACCCCUGGCGGCCCCUCGCCCCUCUCCUUCAGCGGUGAGGGUGCAGGGGGGUAUGGAGACAGAAUCUGGCCACCUCUCAAGUAGGCUAGAAUCAGAAUAACUGGCCCCUAGUAUGAGCUGGGAUGGAUUGAGAUAUGAGGGGAGGAUCAAGAAGAUUGCAUAUGUUAACGCUUGUCACUGAAACUUUCACAAACAAAAAAUGGCCCAAUUGAUUCUGUCUUGUGUGAUUGUAUGUGUAUGACCAUUGAGGUAUUCAGAGUUGUUUUAGAUAGGGUGUCCAAUCACCCAAAUGCUUGAGUUGAUGCUUUUCAUGUGAACUGAAGCCGAUUUAAGUUAAAAGAUUAAUAUCUACUGCGCUUUCUGAACACUCUGUGAUUUCUCUGGACCAAAAAAUGUGGGGCGAUAUUGGAAGACAUGUCAAUGCAAUAGCCCAUCAGUAGGCUAUACCUACAGUACAAGUCACCUACUGUAUGUUUAGGUUAUGCUGAGCCUUCGAAAAUGAUCACUGCCUUGUUGGUUUUAUUCCAGUAUGACACGAUUUUAUUAGAAUUGAAUUGUUGCUAAUAUUUUUCAUUCUGAAUAUGGCGCUCAGUUAAAUCGGUGGCAUUAGUAUAUGAUUGAAUCAUGCAUUUUUUGCGGCAAAUUCAGUAUAAUUCUAAAAGUCAAACUAUAAUGUGCUGAUGGGUUGUGUGCUGUGGUUUAUGUACUGUAGUCCUUGGUAGAAAACAUUAUCGCAAACAAAUAGAGAAUAGAUGCAGCUGCACAACCCUCCUUAAGCGUAUGGUCUUCUUAUACACUGCGCUGACUCCUGGAAACGCAUGCCUUAAAUGAGUUCCGCGAAGUAAUACACAACGUAUAGUUCUACACUCUUAUUUAACCGCACGAUGACAGAGCGACAUGACAUGAUCUUUAAGAGGAGUUGUUGUAGAACUGAGACACAAGCUAGUAGGUAGGCUUUCUACUUUUGAGUUUUCAGCAAUAAUAUCUUACUGGUGUCUGUUAAAUAUGUCAAGUCAAUUUCUUAAUGAAAAAAAACUGCACGAAAAUAUUAAUAAUAAAUGAACUGCAUGGCAUGUACAGAAUAGUUGCUUUAGGUAGGAAAUGUAUGACUGUGGCAAGUAGGAACCAAACUAAAUGACAUUCCUCAACCAUUUCCUCAACCAUUCCACAGAUGAUCGACAGAAAGUGGGCAGAACAGGAAAAUAAAACCAAGCAACAUUGCAUGACUGACUUCAACUUAAAUAUAUACACUACCGUUCAAAAGU